Messenger RNA from Bombyx mori (domestic silkworm), 6905 nucleotides. It is a transcript of the gene Cse1, whose product is annotated as exportin-2. NCBI's taxonomy places the organism in Eukaryota, Metazoa, Arthropoda, Insecta, Lepidoptera, Bombycidae. The coding region runs from base 138 to 3038 and encodes 966 amino acids. Gene Ontology annotation, biological process: protein import into nucleus; protein export from nucleus. The transcript is spliced from 19 exons. The record is from RefSeq and is a predicted model, not a curated record. Gene Ontology annotation, molecular function: small GTPase binding; nuclear export signal receptor activity. Gene Ontology annotation, cellular component: cytosol; nuclear envelope.
GAUUAUACACUUAAUUUAAUACGGUAGUCAUAUCACAUCACAGCGGUCCUGAAAGUUGAAUUUGGUUAUCAACAGUUAUUGUAGUAAAUAUAGCACUAAACGUGGUUUAAAAGGUUGUUUUGGCUUUAAAAACUAAUAUGGAUGUAACCGAAGAAAAUUUGGCAACUCUAGCAAACUACUUACAGCAAACAUUGAAUCCAGAUCAGAACAUCAGAAGACCCGCUGAGAAAUUUUUAGAGAGUGUAGAAGUCAACCAGAACUAUGCCAUACUAUUGUUGCAUCUCAUUGACAAGAACAACUAUGAUAAUACAAUUAGAGUGGCAGCAGCAAUUGUGUUUAAAAACUAUAUUAAACGGAAUUGGCCUAUUGAAGAAGACGGCGUGGAUCGCAUUCAUAUGGCAGACAGAGUCUCUAUCAAGAAUCUCAUAGUGAACUUGAUGCUUAAAUCACCAGAAGCAAUACAGAAACAAUUUAGUGAUGCCGUUUCCAUAAUCGGAAAAUAUGAUUUUCCUGAGAAGUGGCCAACACUUAUACCAGAAAUGGUGGAAAAAUUUGCUACAGGCGACUUCCAUGUGAUUAAUGGUAUACUACGGACAGCUCAUUCAUUAUUCAAGAGGUACAGAUACGAAUUUAAAUCUCAAAAACUAUGGGAGGAAAUCAAACAUGUCCUUGAGAAUUUUGCAAGACCCCUCACAGAUCUCUUUGUUGCUACGAUAGAACUAACUCAGAAGCAUGCAUCGGACGUCCAGGCCCUGCGUGUAAUCUAUGGGUCCCUCGUCCUCAUCUGCAAAGUGUUCUAUUCACUUAACUACCAGGAUCUGCCGGAGUUCUUUGAAGACAACAUGCCCAUUUGGAUGCCAAAUCUGCUGAGACUACUGCAAGUGGAUGUUCCGAAUGUUGAUGAUGGAGACGACGACAACCCUGGACUAAUGGAGAGACUCCGCACGGAGAUAUGCGAAUGCGUUUCGUUAUACGCACUGAAGUACGAGGAGGAGUUUUUGCCUUAUUCAAGCGGCUUCGUGACGGCUGUGUGGAACAUACUCCUCGCCACAACGCAGAAAGCUAAAUACGAUAUGCUGGUUUCGAACGCCCUUAUGUUCCUGGCGAAAGUUGCCGAGAAGAAUUGCUACAAGGGUCUCUUCGAGGAUCCGUCAACGUUGAGCAGUAUUUGCGAGAAAGUCGUCAUCCCCAACAUGGAGUUUAGAGAAUCAGACAUGGAGAUUUUUGAAGAUAACCCCGACGAAUACGUGAGACGCGACAUCGAGGGCUCGGACGUGGACACGCGGCGGCGGGCGGCCUGCGACCUGGUCAAGUCCCUCUCCCAGCACUUCGAAGACAAAAUGAUGAACAUCUUCGGGCAAUACGUCCAGCUGAUGCUGGAGAAGUACAGCGCGUCUGGCGGCGCGGAGUGGCGCGGCAAGGACGCGGCCGUGUACCUGGUGACGUCACUGGCGUCGCGCGGCGCCACGCUGGCGGCCGGCGUGACGCGCGCCUCCCCGCUCGUGGACCUGGGACAGUUCGCCGCCAACCACGCGCUGCCCGAGCUGCAGCGGCCCAACCUGAACGAGCUGCCGGUUCUGAAGGCGGACGCCAUCAAGUUCCUGAUGACGUUCAGGUCGCUUCUGCCCAACGAGCUACUGCUGACCGCUUUCCCAUUGCUGGUGGAGCACAUCCGCGGCGCGGGCGUGGUGUGCACGUACGCGGCGUGCUGCGCGGAGAAGCUGGUGGCGGGCGGCAUGGUGCGGCGCGCCGAGCUGGCCCCGCACGCCGCCGCGCUGCUCGCCGCGCUGUUCGCCGCGCUGCCCGACCACUGCACGCCCGAGCAGCACAACGAAUACGUCAUGAAGGCUAUAUUAAGGACCCUGGCGUGCCUGCAAGAGGAGGCUCUGCCGUACCUCGGCGAGGCGCUGCCGAAACUCGCCAGGAUGCUGUCCGUGGUCGCCAAGAAUCCUUGCAAACCUCAUUUCAACCACUACCUAUUCGAGACACUGUCUCUGGCUGUGUCGUUGGUGACGAAAUCGAAUCCAAACGCCAUAGCUGCCUUCGAGGACGCCCUGUUCCCGAUAUUCCAAGAAAUAUUGCAGAACGAUAUACAGGAGUUCAUGCCGUACGUGUUCCAAAUGCUGUCGCUGCUGCUGGAGCUGCGGGGCGGGGCGGGGGGCGGCGCGGGCGAGGCGUACAGCGCGCUGCUGCCGUGCGCGGUGGCGCCCGCGCUGUGGGAGCGCGCCGCCAACGUGCGCCCGCUCGUGCGCCUGCUGUGCGCGUACGUCGCCGUCGCGCCCAACCUCGUCGUCAACUCCGGGAAACUGAACGCGAUACUCGGAGUGUUUCAAAAGUUGAUAGCUUCGAAAACAAACGACCAUGAAGGCUUCUACUUGAUACAGACUAUGCUCUACAAGUUUGGACAAUCUGUAAUGCAGCCGUACACCAAGCAGAUAAUGACGCUGCUGUUCCAGCGCCUGUCCUCGUCCAAGACGACCAAGUACAUCCGGGGACUGAUAGCCUUCCUCGGGUUCUACGCGGUGCAGUUUGGCGCAGACCCGCUCAUCGACCUCAUCGACUCGGUGCAGACGAACAUGUUCGCGAUGUACGUGGAGCGCGUGCUGGUGUCGGAGCUGCAGCGCGUGACCGGCACGCACGAGCGCCGCGCCGCCGCCGCCGGCUGCACGCGCCUGCUCUGCACCUCCGCGCACCUGCGGGACGGCAGCCUCGCGCAUCUGUGGGCGCCGCUCAUGCAGGCCCUGAUCCAGUUGUUCGAGCUGCCCCCGGACGAGUCCUCGCUGCCGGACGACCACUUCGUCGAGGUGGACGACGCGCCCGGCUACCAGGCGCACUACGCGCAGCUCGCCUGCGCCAAGGGACUCCUCGACGACCCGCUAGCAAAGAUAGAGGAUCCGAAGCGCGACCUGGUGGAGAGCUUGGAGCGCAUGUCGCGCGCGCACCCCGGCGUGCUGCCCCCCCGCCUCGCCGCGCUCUCCGCCCCGCACCGCGCCGCGCUCGCCGCGUACCUCGCCGCGCACAACGUGCACCUGUCCUAACGCACGCCGUGACGUCACGCCACGACUAAACGCUCCAACCUAAACAAAAGUACCUAACAAAUUAUAAUUUUACGUAAUCACUGGUGGUAGGACCUCUUGUGAGUCCGCGCGGGUAGGUACCAUCACCCUGCCUAGUUCAGCCGUGAAACAGUAAUGCGUUUCGGUUUGAAGGGCGGGGCAGCCAUUGUAACUAUACGGAUACCUUAGAAAUUAUAUCUCAAGGUGGGUGGCGCAUUUACGUUGUAGAUUUCUAUGGGCUCCAGUAGACACUUAACAUCAGGUAGGCUCUGGGCUCGUCCACCCAUCUAAAAAAUAAAUAAAAAAAACAUAAGUAAUUUUGAGAUGACAUUUAAAAAAAAAACACCGUAUGUGUACUUAGAGUCGUACAUCAGUAGUUUUACUUCUUUGAGACUAUUGAUAACAAAAUUCACAGAAUAAAUUUUAUAAAUAUUACAACGGCACCCGGAACUUGAUCACUCACUACAGAUAAUACAGAGAUACUAUUUUUCCCAAACCGAAAUAACUUCAAAAAUGCACAGAUAUUCGAAGAUCAUACGUUAAAACAAUCAGUUAUAUUUAAAACGUUGAAAUUAUUGUUAACAGACCUUUUGGAUUAUUUCCGGUAUUAACACCACAUUGUAAAAAUACAUUUACAUACAUAAUACUAUACAAAUACCUUUUGAGCAGAUGCAAAAUUUAAGUUUAACAGCUUGGAAGUGUUAUUGGAAGUGUACUGAAUGCAACUAGUUUAUUUACUAUCAUUAUGGAGGGUAGAAGUAAGGACCACCAUCUUGUAUAGGGGACAAGUUGGAAAAGUGUUCGCCUGUAAACAGCAAGUUAUUGUUGGAAGACUCACUUGAAAUAGCGCUAGUGUAGGAAGUGGAAGAGUUUAAACAAAGUGAGGCGUGGUAGUUUACAGGUCACCAAAGUUAGCCAAAAAAAUUUUUUUUUAAGUGAAACUUCUUUAGAAUCGUGAUUUCAAACUCGAUGAAACGAAAAAAUAAGUCCGUAGUGUUUUUUUUAAUACAGCGCCAUGUAUGAUUUUUUUUAAUACUAACGUGUGUAUGAAACCUCUUUGUAGUGGAUUUUAAUUUAGAAUUAUACGUGAAGUUAAAAUAUCAAUUCACAGAGGGCGCUACCUCAUACUAUUAAAGAUGAUUUACAAUUGAAUAUGCAAUUUCGAAAAGGGCACAAAUCUCUGAAAAUGUAAAAUUUUCAGGAAAUGAAAAAAUCUGAUUAUUUUCUAAAGCAGUGUAAAAUUUAAAAUAUUAAUUUUUGAGAUAUAUUUUAGUGUUAAUUAGCAAUUGAAAAUUACUGGAAUUAUUAUAAAAUGGGUCUAGGUAAGCCUCAAAACUACAUGUAUAUUAUAAAAAAAACGUAUUUGACAAAAUAUGCGACAUGUGCCCCUUUCGAAAUUGCAUAUUCAAUUAUUUACUAAUGACAAAAUUUUACAUAUACUUAGACAUUUAAGAUAGUUGUAUUUUAAUUUUUUUAGGUUUCACUUCUACCACGUGUGAAUUGCACACAUGUAUUUUUUUUCUGUUUUCGACUUUUUUUCUAUUAAUUCGUUUGUUCUAGAUUGUUCGCUGUUAAUAAUUGUUUGUUCUCCAUUUAUUUAUGGCGCUGUAUUUAAAAUUUUUUCACUUGCUACUGUGGCGCCACCUUAAUUACCCACCUUUCAGUAUACACUUUUUAAUACAUUAAGAUGGUGCUCCUUACUUUUCUAACCCUCCAUAAUGUUGUUCUGAAUAAAAUAAAACCAUGUAUGACAAUAUCGAUAUCAAGUCAAACGUCAGUCCACCAAUCGUGUGCCUCAGAAUAAUUAAAACAAACAUUGUCAAUGACAUUACGUAUGUCUGGUCAUUUUGUAAAAUUUUAAUACGUUUGUGAGUACUUCUAGAAGCACACAAAAAAUAACCUCAUUUGUUUAAAAUGUAUAAUUAUUUUUUUAAUACGUCAAUGUCGAGUAAUUACAUAAAUUAUUGGAGUUAAAACAAAAUUAAUUAUAGUCGAAAAUGAAUAUUGCAAAAUGACAUUUUAGGCAGUGCCUUACAAGAUGUCAACUAUAGGAUGUGAGUCGACUAUUAUCAAAGCCGGCAAUGUGACUUUUGUACAAUUAUUGGUAAAUCAGCAAAACGAAUUAUUGACUUUGUAUUCCAUUGGCAGUCACAAAACUCUUCUGAACGACAUCUUAGUUAAAUAACAGGUUAAUUUAAUAUUUUAUUUAAUGCAGGUUUUGAACCGUAUUCUUUGAAGGAGACGAUUAUAUUCAAAUCAAUCUGUAUUGACAUAUCAAUAACAUUUUUUUGUCCAAAUGCACAGAUUGCCACCUUUGAUAAUAGACGACUCAUGUGUCAAAUGGGAUUUCAUGUAAUUAUAUCGAAUAAAUUACAAAUUAGUUAAUAAGCGAACUAGCAGAAUGAGAGCGUUAUUUGUUUGGGUAAUAAUUUUUAUAUCACACAUAAGGUGGUGCUAUAAAGUCACUUAAGCAAUUUUUGUUAAAGCUGAACUGAGUAUGAGUAAAAAGAGAGAGAGAGGUUUGCUUUUACUGAUGAAGUUUAAAGUUGUAGUUUGAAUAUUAUCAUUUUAUUUCUAUAGCCUAACAGAACUAUAUAUGAUAUAAUAAAGAAUGAUAUAAUAAAAUGUUGAAUUUUCCAACGUUACUCCUGAAAAAUUACAUAAUUUGCAUAAGUGACGUUAUCCCACCGUAUGUGCGAUAUAUUGGCCUUUGUUUCAAUGAGAGUGCUAUGGGACGAAUGAUUUAACUGAAUUUUUAUUAUAUACAUGUGAUACAAUGUUGACCUCAGAAGUGGUGUUUUUGUAUUUAAACGACAAUAAAGGCGUGAGUGAAAGCGGAAUUUAAUGAAGCUAGGUUUUUGUAUUGCAAUUAAAAAUUGUUCUGUACAGUAAGGUAUUGUUUUUGUUGAAUAAUAAUCAAUUGCUUAAUUUUAGGCCUACCUUUUCGAAUGUACUAACUAACCAGUUAACCAAGAACUUCCUCUUUAUUUAACUAUAAAAGUCAUAAUUAAAAACACUUUUACGGUAAUUUUCUCUUGUUUUCGCGUUUUGUAUUGUUCUUAUAUUAUUUCUGAUAUUUCGAAUACAAACUUUACGGUUUUCGUUGUCGCGGAAGAUGACAAUCCGUAAAAUUAGUUUUAGUCGUGUCUAGAAACGCGAAUUUGAAGAAUAUAUUCGUCUUAGAAUUUUCAAUAGAUGAUAAUGUUUCCUGAAACAAAAGGAAUGAGUGUCACCAUGGGCAAAACUGGACACCUAUAAUAAAUCAAUUUAAAAAGUAUAUAAGGGUUUAGCGUUUUUUAAAUUACUAAAUAAGUCAAGAUUAAAUAUUUUUAAAACAAAUCCACAACACAUGCCAGAUUAGCCAUAACUGAUCCUUAUAAACUGCGGUUAACUGGACUAUAGGUAAUUUUUGUAAGCUGUGGUUAAAUAAACUUUUAAUUUAGCCCCAAAUGACGUCACUUUUGAUGAAACUCCUUCAGACAUACUUUGUAUAGUUUUUUUUUAAUAACAAUUUGCGGUUUCCGUUUUGUAGCCUUUUCGUUUAAAGCAAUACUAAUGGUAGAUUUAAAUGUACUGAUAGUAUAAAUAAUGUAGAGUUUAGCAUUGUAUUAAAAUUGUAAUGUGGGCUAAAAUAUGAUCCCACAGAUAAGCUAGUUUUUUUUUUAAGUUUUCAGAAGAGCUAUUGUUUAUAUAUUAAUUGAUGUCUCACCUGAAAACUCGCCAUAACCAGUCGUGUAAUCAUAAGUCUUAUUUGUAAUGUCUUGUGAACUUGUAUUUGUUUCAGCUACUCACAAUUAGUGUCUCUUUGAUUUAUCUGUAUCUAUGUAAAAUUAAAACGCUUUUGUUUAA